Messenger RNA from Knipowitschia caucasica, 786 nucleotides. NCBI's taxonomy places the organism in Eukaryota, Metazoa, Chordata, Actinopteri, Gobiiformes, Gobiidae. The record is from the annotation of a GenBank genome assembly.
AUGAGGAACCAAAUGUACAUAACCAUGAUGGACCCCUUCCAGCAGAAGUACGGCAGGAUCCUGAGCGGCGUCCUGGUGCUGCCUGCUCUGCUGGUCGAUGUGCUGUGGGUGUCCUGCACCCUGCUCGGUUUAGGAGCAACAAUGAGUGUCAUCCUGGACCUUCCCCAUUCCAUCUCUGUGUGGAUUUCUUCAUCCGUGGCCAUUAUUUACACUUUACUUGGAGGCCUGUACUCCGUGGCGUACACAGACGUCAUCCAACUCUCCCUUGUAUUUCUCAGUCUGUGGCUGUGCGUCCCUUUCCUUUUGAUAAACCCCAAAUCUCUGAAUAUUGCUCAGACAGCCUUUAACCACACGUACCAGAGCCCCUGGAUGGGCACCCUCGAGCCAGCCACAGCGUGCAAGUGGAUCGACGACUUUUUAAUGUUGAGGACGCUGUCGUCUUCUUCUUCACACACUGCCAAGAUGACAUGUUUUGCUGCAGCUGUUGUUAUUGCCAUUUUGGGAAUCCCUCCAGUGUUAGUUGGAGCAGUUGCUGCUUCUACAGACUGGAACCAGACUGAGUACGGCUUCCCCCCUCCGUACAUCCGCGGGGAGGACAGUUUGGUUUUGCCCCUGACCCUCCAGCAUCUCACCCCUCCCUACAUCUCCGUCAUUGGGAUCGGGGCCGUGGCUGCAGCCGUCAUGUCCUCCACAGACUCUGGGCUGCUGUCUGCAACGUCUGUUUUCUCUUCAAACAUCUACAAAAACAUUCUGCAUGAAGGGGUAAGUUCCACACUGGAGAUUUAG